Messenger RNA from Megalobrama amblycephala (Wuchang bream), 1201 nucleotides. RefSeq lists its product as uncharacterized. The transcript has 8 exons. Gene Ontology annotation, molecular function: protein tyrosine kinase binding; MHC class II protein binding. Bases 7 to 1002 code for a protein of 331 amino acids. Gene Ontology annotation, cellular component: membrane raft; external side of plasma membrane. Gene Ontology annotation, biological process: interleukin-15-mediated signaling pathway; positive regulation of ERK1 and ERK2 cascade; T cell activation. Lineage: Eukaryota; Metazoa; Chordata; Actinopteri; Cypriniformes; Xenocyprididae. The record is from RefSeq and is a predicted model, not a curated record.
CAGAAAAUGGCUGAUCAGUGUCACAUGUGUUUGCUGCGACUGAUUAUUCUCUGUCCACUUCUGACAGGUACAAGUGGAACAGAAGUAACUCAUGUGUUCAGCAGUUCUGGUGAAAAUGUCCAUCUACCCUGUAAUAAUGAUCUUUCUGGCUGCACAUCAACUACAUGGAUCUAUAACAGACAUUCAGAGACAGUUGAACUGAUUGCUGGAGGGAAAAAGAAGAAUAACAUAGAGAGACGUGAGAGACUGAGUGUGGGGUCUGACUGCUCUCUGAACAUCAAGAAAGUCACACAAGAAGAUUAUGGAAUUUACACCUGCCGACAAUAUGUGAAUGGACAAAAACAAGGAACUGAUGCACCUGUUUAUCUGCAUUUUCUUCAUGUCUCUUCAUCAUCCUCACAGACUGAGAUCAGACCAGGCAGCUCUGUGACUCUCUACUGUCAGUUGUAUUAUUAUGGAGUCUCUUGUGAUAGUUUGGUCCGUACUGAGGGAAUUCAGCUGGUCUGGGUGAAUCAGGCUGGUGUGAAUCUGGUGACAGACUCCAGAUAUCAGAUAUCAUUCUCCUCGACACGCUGUAUCAUCACUCUGACUACAACACUCCUGAAUGAAGAUCUCAACAGAGAGUGGAGAUGUCAGGUUACUCAGAGAAAUCAACUGAAGACCUCAGCUACAUUUACUGUCAAGUUUUCAGAUCCAACUGAGACAAGGACACCAAAUCCAGUCACCAACUCAAAGACAGCCACAACUGUAUAUAAACCAGUAACACAAUCAGCUCCAGUCGAUUCAACAACACUGAUUCCAGUCAGCAGCUCAAACUCUGAGAAGAAAUCAAGCCGAACUACAGCAGAUCCAACACAACAAGAGAUUAUGAUUAUUAUUAAGACUGCAGUGUUUGUUGCUCCUACUGUGAUUCUUCUUCAGAUCAUCUGUGCAAGAAGAGCUGGAAGGAAAGACUCACACCACCCAGAGGAGAUGGAGAUGCCUACUACAGUAUUAGAAUAAACACACUCUACAUAUUAAGGGUCACAUGCUGGAGAACAGAGGAUCAAGGAAUCGAGGAAGCAUCAAUUUGAGUAGGCUAUUGAGAAGCACCUCUAGUGUUUCUUGUCCUUCUACGGCUGUGAUAUUAGUGUUCUCAGUUCAGUCUCCUUUGUGUUUUGUUGUAUUUCGGUAUUAUUUUAAUAAACCUCCUGCAUUUGGA